AUGGCGUGCCUGGGUUUCCUCCUCCUCCUCCUCACCAGUGCCAUGGCCUGGGGGGAGUACGGUGUGGUCCACGUGGUGUCACAGAAUUGGAGCAAGGACUACUGCAUGCUGUUCAGCUCCGACUACAUCACCCUGCCCCGGGACCUGCGCCACGCCCCACUCCUGCCCCUGCAUGAUGGCACCAUGGCACCCUGGUGCCCAGACAAGGACCCCACCCACCAGGCCCAGCCCAGCCCCCCUAGCCAGCUGCCCCUCCACCGGACCACUGCCAUGGUCAUGAGGGGCAACUGUAGCUUCUAUGCUAAGGGCUGGCUGGCUCAGGGCCAAGGUGCCCACGGGCUGCUCAUCGUGAGCCGGGUCAGCGGCCAACAGUGCUCAGACACCACCCUGGCGUCCCAGGACCCCCGCAAGCCCCUGCCAGACCUCACCAUCCCUGUGGCCGUGCUCCGAUACACCGACAUGCUCGACAUCCUUGGCCACACGCACGGGGGCGCCAUGGUCCGUGUGGCCUUGUACGCGCCCCCAGAGCCCAUCCUAGACUACAACAUGGUGGUCAUCUUCAUCCUGGCUGUAGGCACCGUGGCCGCGGGCGGCUACUGGGCUGGCCUGACCGAGGCCGACCGGCUGCAGCGGCGCCGGGCGCGAGGAGGAGGGGGGCCCGGUGGUCAUAAUCAACAGGAAGCAAUGACAGCCCAGAGGGGGCAGGAGGAAGACGAGGACGAACCUGUGGACUUCACAUCGGCCAUGACGUGCGCGGUCGUCACCAUGUCCUGCUCCAUCAUGCUGCUGCUCUACUUCUUCUAUGACCACUUCGUCUACGUCAUGAUCGUCAUCUUCGGCCUGGGUGCGGGCACCGGCCUUUACAGCUGCCUGGCCCCCCUGGUGCGCCACCUGCCCCCGCGGCCGUGCCAGCGGCCCCUGCCUGGCCGCCGGGCCUGUCGCCAGCUGGCCCUGCUGCUGCUGGCUGGCCUGUGCCUGCUGGUGACCGUCCUCUGGGUUGCUUACCGCAACGAGGACCGCUGGGCGUGGCUCCUGCAGGACACCCUGGGUGUGGCCUACUGCCUUUUCGUCCUGCGGCGCGUGCGGCUGCCCACACUCAAGAACUGCACCUCCUUCUUGCUGGCCUUGCUGGCCUUCGAUGUCUUCUUUGUCUUCGUCACACCGCUCCUCACCAGGACGGGCGAGAGCGUCAUGGUGGAGGUAGCCUCGGGCCCGGCAGGUUCCCUGAGCCAUGAGCGGCUGCCCAUGGUGCUGAAAGUGCCCCGGCUGAGCUUCUCAGCCCUGACCCUGUGUGACCAGCCCUUCUCCAUCCUCGGCUUUGGUGACAUUGUGGUCCCGGGCUUCUUGGUGGCCUAUUGUCAUCGCUUUGAUGUGCAAAUGCACUCACGCCAGGUCUACUUCAUGGCCUGUACCAUGGCCUACGCCGUGGGCCUGAUGGUCACUUUUGUCGCCAUGGUCCUUAUGCAGAUGGGCCAGCCCGCCCUGCUCUACCUGGUAUCCAGCACCCUGCUCACCAGCCUGGCUGUGGCCGCCUGCCGCCAAGAGCUCACCCUCUUCUGGACUGGCCAGGGCAGAGCCAAGACACCUGCCCGGCCCAUGGCAGGGCUCCAUGGCGCCCCUACAGUUGACGCCAAGCAAAAGCAGGAGGAUGCAGCAGACGUCUACAGAUCCAGCGAGUCUGAGGCGGCCACUAACCCCUUGGCAAAGGACUUAGACAGCACCUUGGGGGAGGAUACUGCCAGAAUUGUCACGAUAUCUGAGGAUGAAGCCACCGGUCUGGACGGCUACAGCGAUAGCUCCGAGGGCUGGAGUGAUGCCAACCUGGACCCUGAUGAGCUUCCCUGUGCCUCCCCCAGGGCCUCGGAGGAGCUGAUGCCACUGAUGCCACGGCCCGCAGAGCGGGGCCAGGCCCAGGCCCAUGACACAGGCCUGUCCUGGACGGGGCUGCACAAAAGGAAGGGCUCGAAGGUAAAAAAGAGUAUGUCAACCCAGGCUGCCUUGUGA
Messenger RNA from Pteropus alecto (black flying fox), 2004 nucleotides. RefSeq names its product signal peptide peptidase like 2C (gene SPPL2C). NCBI's taxonomy places the organism in Eukaryota, Metazoa, Chordata, Mammalia, Chiroptera, Pteropodidae. Bases 1 to 2004 code for a protein of 667 amino acids. The record is from RefSeq and is a predicted model, not a curated record. Gene Ontology annotation, molecular function: aspartic endopeptidase activity, intramembrane cleaving. Gene Ontology annotation, cellular component: Golgi-associated vesicle membrane; lysosomal membrane; cytoplasmic side of endoplasmic reticulum membrane. Gene Ontology annotation, biological process: membrane protein proteolysis. The transcript has a single exon.